GUAACGGCGGGGAAGCGCUGGCGCUGUUAAAGCGCAGGGCGCAGGCGCGCGGCGGGGUGGGUGCGGUGCGGGGUAGAUGGCGCACUACAAGGCCGCGGACUCCAAGCGGGAGCAGUUCCGCCAGUACUUGGAGAAGUCGGGGGUGCUGGACGUGCUCACCAAGGUGUUGGUAGCCUUAUAUGAAGAGCCAGAGAAACCAAAUAGUGCACUGGACUUUCUGAAGCAUCAUCUGGGAGCUUCAGCUCCUGAGAAUCCAGAAUUAGAGGCACUUCGCUUGGAACUGGCAGAGAUGAAAGAAAAAUAUGAAGCUGUGCUGGAAGAAAAUAAAACCCUGAAAAGCAAGGGGGCGACGUGGCACAGAUGGACUAACUGUAAACUAAAGCAGGACCUUCAAGUUACAUUCUGUGUUGCUACUCAGCACUGACGUUAGGCUUCUCCU
This is a messenger RNA of Pseudopipra pipra, 439 nucleotides long. It is a transcript of the gene MYCBP, whose product is annotated as MYC binding protein. Bases 77 to 424 code for a protein of 115 amino acids. Lineage: Eukaryota; Metazoa; Chordata; Aves; Passeriformes; Pipridae. The transcript is spliced from 5 exons. Gene Ontology annotation, molecular function: transcription coactivator activity. Gene Ontology annotation, biological process: regulation of DNA-templated transcription. The record is from RefSeq and is a predicted model, not a curated record. Gene Ontology annotation, cellular component: nucleus.